Molecule: messenger RNA, 6487 nt
Organism: Pongo pygmaeus (Bornean orangutan)
Lineage: Eukaryota; Metazoa; Chordata; Mammalia; Primates; Hominidae
Gene: FANCI
Product: FA complementation group I
Exons: 39
Coding region: 1692-5810 (1372 amino acids)
Biological process (GO): DNA repair
Molecular function (GO): DNA polymerase binding
Source: RefSeq, a predicted model, not a curated record
CAUUCGUGCAACAAGGGGAGACAAGAACCCUGAAGCAUCAAUGCCAGUGGGUACACACACAGGCAAUUCAGUAAGUAGAUCUGGGAUGCGUCAGUGGAGGCUCGGAGAGGCUAAUGAGCUUGUUCUAGCUACCCAGACCCACAGAUUCAUGGCUGAAUCCCAGAAGCAGCCUGGGAGAUUUUGUGGGGAGAUGAGGCAAAGUCAUUUAUUUCCUUGGCAAGGUAAAGGGUUCCUUUCAGGAAUCAUCUUCUACCUCAAGCUGUCGUGUUUUAGUUAAACAUCACAGCUCAGUAUUGGGACAGAAAUGUAGAAGGAAAAAAAUGCUGAAGGGUCACAAGCAAGGAGCAGGUCUACACAGCUGAGAGGCACCAUUCUCCUCCAAUAGCUCUGUUUCUUCGAUAACUGGCCAUGUAGACCCGUUCUACCCCCGAGGGCUGGGAGUCGAGUCAGGCUCCAGACUGAAUGCUCCCUGAUCUUUGCAUUCCUUCACUUGCCAUCCCACAGGCACCUCAAAUUUAGUGAGUACAACUCUGAAGGGCUCAUCAUCACCCCAUCAUCCUUUUCCUGUGCUCCCUGUGUUAGUCAACUGCAGGAUUAACUCCCCCCCUCCAACCCCAGUCGCUCAAGCCUGAACAUUCCUCAACAACUCCCACACCCCCUCAAAUCCGGAUAUUUGGGCUUCCUAAAUCUCUACCUCCUAAUCUCUUUCACAUGCGGUCCACUCCUUUCUGUCCCCAUUGCCAAGGUUGGGCCACCACCACCUAUCUCUGGGACAACUUACAGUCUCCUAAGGGGUCCUGCCUUCGGUUCGCCCCACCUGGCUCAUCUCUUUUGAACAGUUUCUGCGGUACUCACCUGCCUGAGACAGCAUUCUACAAUGCGAACACAGUCAUGUCCUUCCCCUUCAGCCGUUCCCCACUGCCCCCAAUAUGAAAAGGAGUUAGAAAUCCCCGCCUUCCCACUCCCACCGAGCACCUUCGCCUUCUGAACUGGCCAGGGGCUCUGUUGCUUGCUCGUCGCUCUCAGACCCUUUGCACAAGGUGCUCCCUCAACCCAAAAUAGAAUCUCGGCCCACCCUCUGUCGGUCUUCGCUCCACUGUCAGUUGUUUAUCUAACAAACAUUCGCUGCUUUUGCCAGGCUAUGCACUAAACGCUGGGGUUACGCAAGGGGAGCGCAAAACAAAACAGAGAACAAACAAAAACCACAACUCCCAAAAGUCCAUUAAGACCCCUAGCCACAGAGGGCUCACAUCUGAGGGGUUACCGUCCCUUGGCACAAGGUGGAGUAUGAAAUCCGCCUCUGCCUUCCAGGCUUUUCCAAUGCCAAGACCUGCGGGGCCACCAAUUGUGAGUCCCCUCCCGCACUGACUACUCCCUCAACAGGACACGAGGGAAGCUGAACCUGUCGGGACACCGCGCCGGGCACGCUCAGGUCCCACCGCGCGUGCUCAUCGGCGGUCCCGAGCGCGAGUUCGGAUAAGCAGCGCCCCCCUCCGACUGUGAGCUGGGACGCUCCCGCACGCUUCCCGGCACCCCUUCAAUCUUCAUGGUACACCCCGCCCGCAGGCACCCGGACGGCGGAAGUGAGCCGCAAGGGCGGAACUUGUUGUUACGGGUAACGGAAGUGUGGCGGCGUUGGGUUGAGCGGGAUUUUUGGAAGUUUGUGGCGGAGUUCUGUGAUAUGAGCAACAAUGGACCAGAAGAUUUUAUCUCUAGCAGCAGAAAAAACAGCAGACAAACUGCAAGAAUUUCUUCAAACCCUGAGAGAAGGUGAUUUGACUAAUCUCCUUCAGAAUCAAGCAGUGAAAGGAAAAGUUGCUGGAGCACUCCUGAGAGCCAUCUUCAAAGGUUCCCCCUGCUCUGGGGAAGCUGGAACACUUAGGAGACGUAAGAUAUACACUUGUUGUAUCCAGUUGGUGGAAUCAGGGGAUUUGCAGAAAGAAAUAGCGUCUGAGAUCAUAGGAUUACUGAUGCUGGAGGCUCACCAUUUUCCAGGACCGUUAUUGGUUGAAUUAGCCAAUGAGUUUAUUAGCGCUGUCAGAGAAGGCAGCCUAGUGAAUGGAAAAUCUUUGGAGUUACUACCUAUCAUUCUCACUGCCCUGGCUACCAAAAAGGAAAAUCUGGCUUAUGGAAAAGGUGUACUGAGUGGGGAAGAAUGUAAGAAACAGUUGAUUAACACCCUGUGUUCUGGCAGGUGGGAUCAGCAAUAUGUAAUCCAACUCACCUCCAUGUUCAAGGAUGUCCCUCUGACUGCAGAAGAGGUGGAAUUUGUGGUGGAAAAAGCAUUGAGCAUGUUCUCCAAGAUGAAUCUUCAAGAAAUACCACCUUUGGUCUAUCAGCUUCUGGUUCUCUCCUCCAAGGGAAGCAGAAAGAGUGUUUUGGAAGGAAUCAUAGCCUUCUUCAGUGCACUAGAUAAGCAGCACAAUGAGGAACAGAGUGGUGAUGAGCUACUGGAUGUUAUUACUGUGCCAUCAGGUGAACUUCGUCAUGUGGAAGGCACCAUUAUUCUACACAUUGUGUUUGCCAUCAAAUUGGACUAUGAACUAGGCAGAGAACUCGUGAAACACUUAAAGGUAGGACAGCAAGGAGAUUCCAGUAAUAACUUAAGUCCCUUCAGCAUUGCUCUUCUUCUCUCUGUAACAAGAAUACAAAGAUUUCAGGACCAGGUGCUUGAUCUUUUAAAGACUUCGGUUGUAAAGAGCUUUAAGGAUCUUCAACUCCUCCAAGGCUCAAAAUUUCUUCAGAAUCUAGUUCCUCAUAGAUCUUAUGUUUCAACCAUGAUCUUGGAAGUAGUAAAGAAUAGUGUUCAUAGUUGGGACCAUGUUACUCAGGGCCUCGUAGAACUUGGUUUCAUUUUGAUGGAUUCAUAUGGGCCAAAGAAGGUUCUUGAUGGAAAAACUAUUGAAACCAGCCCAAGUCUUUCUAGAAUGCCAAACCAGCAUGCAUGUAAGCUCGGAGCUAAUAUCCUGUUGGAAACUUUUAAGAUCCAUGAGAUGAUCAGACAAGAAAUUUUGGAGCAGGUCCUCAACAGGGUUGUUACCAGAGCAUCUUCUCCCAUCAGUCAUUUCUUAGACCUGCUUUCAAAUAUCGUCAUGUAUGCACCCUUAGUUCUUCAAAGUUGUUCUUCUAAAGUCACAGAAGCUUUUGACUAUUUGUCCUUUCUGCCCCUUCAGACUGUACAAAGGCUGCUUAAGGCAGUGCAGCCCCUUCUCAAAGUCAGCAUGUCAAUGAGAGACUCCUUGAUACUUGUCCUUCGGAAAGCUAUGUUUGCCAACCAGCUUGAUGCCCGAAAAUCUGCAGUUGCUGGGUUUUUGCUGCUCCUGAAGAACUUUAAAGUUUUAGGCAGCCUGUCAUCCUCUCAGUGCAGUCAGUCUCUUAGUGUCAGUCAGGUUCAUGUGGAUGUUCACAGCCAUUACAAUUCUGUCGCCAAUGAAACUUUUUGCCUUGAGAUCAUGGAUAGUUUGAGGAGAUGCUUAAGCCAGCAAGCUGAUGUUCGACUCAUGCUUUAUGAGGGGUUUUAUGAUGUUCUUCGAAGGAACUCUCAGCUGGCUAAUUCAGUCAUGCAAACUCUGCUCUCACAGUUAAAACAGUUCUAUGAGCCAAAACCUGAUCUGCUACCUCCUCUGAAAUUAGAAGCUUGUAUUCUGACCCAAGGAGAUAAGAUCUCUCUACAAGAACCACUGGAUUAUCUGCUGUGUUGUAUUCAGCAUUGUUUGGCCUGGUAUAAGAAUACAGUCAUACCCUUACAGCAGGGAGAGGAGGAAGAGGAGGAGGAAGAGGCAUUCUAUGAAGACCUAGAUGAUAUAUUGGAGUCCAUUACUAAUAGAAUGAUUAAGAGUGAGCUGGAAGACUUUGAACUGGAUAAAUCAGCAGAUUUUUCUCAGAGCACCAGUAUUGGCAUAAAAAAUAAUAUCUGUGCUUUUCUUGUGAUGGGAGUUUGUGAGGUUUUAAUAGAAUACAAUUUCUCCAUAAGUAGUUUCAGUAAGAAUAGGUUUGAGGACAUUCUGAGCUUAUUCAUGUGUUACAAAAAACUCUCUGACAUCCUUAAUGAAAAAGCUGGUAAAGGCAAAACUAAAAUGGCCAACAGGACAAAUGAUAGUCUUUUGUCCAUGAAAUUUGUGUCCAGUCUUCUCACUGCUCUUUUCAGGGAUAGUAUCCAAAGCCAUCAAGAAAGCCUUUCUGUUCUCAGGUCCAGCAAUGAGUUUAUGCGCUAUGCAGUGAAUGUAGCUCUGCAGAAAGUACAGCAGUUAAAGGAAACAGGGCAUGUGAGUGGCCCUGAUGGCCAAAACCCAGACAAGAUCUUUCAGAACCUCUGUGACAUAACUCGAGUCUUGCUAUGGAGAUACACUUCAAUUCCUACUUCAGUGGAAGAGUCGGGAAAGAAAGAGAAAGGAAAGAGCAUCUCACUGCUGUGCUUGGAGGGUUUACAGAAAAUAUUCAGUGCUGUGCAACAGUUCUAUCAGCCCAAGAUUCAGCAGUUUCUCAGAGCUCUGGAUGUCACAGAUAAGGAAGGAGAAGAGAGAGAAGAUGCAGACAUCAGUGUCACUCAGAGAACAGCAUUCCAGAUCCGGCAAUUUCAGAGGUCCUUGUUGAAUUUACUUAGCAGCCAAGAGGAAGAUUUUAAUAGCAAAGAAGCCCUCCUGCUAGUCACUGUUCUUACCAGUUUGUCCAAGCUACUGGAGCCCUCCUCUCCUCAGUUUGUGCAGAUGUUAUCCUGGACAUCAAAGAUUUGCAAGGAAAACAGCCGGGAGGAUGCCUUGUUUUGCAAGAGCUUGAUGAACUUGCUCUUCAGCCUGCAUGUUUCGUAUAAGAGUCCUGUCAUUCUGCUGCGUGACUUGUCCCAGGAUAUCCACGGGCAUCUGGGAGAUAUAGACCAGGAUGUAGAGGUGGAGAAAACAAACCACUUUGCAAUGGUGAAUUUGAGAACGGCUGCCCCUACUGUCUGUUUACUUGUUCUGAGUCAGGCCGAGAAGGUUCUAGAAGAAGUGGACUGGCUAAUCACCAAGCUUAAGGGACAAGUGAGCCAAGAAACCUUAUCAAAAGAGGCCUCUUCUCAGGCAACCAUACCAAAUCAGCCUGUUGAGAAAGCCAUCAUCAUGCAACUGGGAACUCUGCUUACAUUUUUCCACGAGCUGGUGCAGACAGCUCUGCCAUCAGGCAGCUGUGUGGACACCUUGUUAAAGGACUUGUGCAAAAUGUACACCACACUUACAGCACUUGUCAGAUAUUAUCUCCAGGUGUGUCAGAGCUCUGGAGGAAUUCCAAAAAAUAUGGAAAAGCUGGUGAAGCUGUCUGGUUCUCAUCUGACCCCCCUGUGUUACUCUUUCAUUUCUUAUGUACAGGGCCAAAAACAGAUUCCUGCAUACCAGCCCCCCUGGAAUGUCUACAGUUCCUUAUUUUCCAGAACGUGGCAUGUGGAACAAGCCUCCUGUGUCUCUCAUGGCUCCAGCUGCAGAGCCUCUCUGUAUUUUCAGAAUAAGAGUAAGAGCCUGAACUAUACGGGAGAGAAAAAGGAGAAACCUGCUGCCGUUGCCACAGCCAUGGCCAGAGUUCUUCGGGAAACCAAGCCAAUCCCUAAUCUCAUCUUUGCCAUUGAACAGUAUGAAAAAUUUCUCAUUCACCUUUCUAAGAAGUCCAAGGUGAACCUGAUGCAGCAUAUGAAGCUCAGCACCUCACGAGACUUCAAGAUCAAAGGAAACAUCCUAGACAUGGUUCUUCGAGAGGAUGGCGAAGAUGAAAAUGAAGAGGGUACUGCAUCAGACCAUGGGGGACAGAACAAAGAACCAGCCAAGAAGAAAAGGAAAAAAUAAAUGAAAUGCCUGAGUUAAUGUGAACUUUGGGGCUUCUGCUUCAUUUUUACCCAACAAGCAACGAUGGCCCUUGUCCUAUAGUCCACACCGAUGUUGGCACCUUGGUUCUCAACCCACUGAAUUCAACUGCACCUUCAGUUAGAAGGAAUCUUCUUGGCAGGUCCUGCUACUGAAAAAUGGCUGGCCUUAGGCAAGCCCUUUUGCAAAAAGCACAGCUGAAAGCCUGAGUUUGGGAGCCUGCACCACCCCGAUGAAGCUCCACGGGAGCAAAUACAGAGCCUCCAGGCAGUGCUAUGGUCCAGGCUGGCUUCGUUUUUCCAAGGAGCCUUUGGUGAGUUCAAUUAUCUGGUAAAUAUCCAGCGCUUCACCUGAAAGAUAGUGCAAAUUGGUUAGGAUGCCACCUCAAGAACUGUUACUGAGAGCUCAGAAGUGAGCAAAGGAGCUUAAUGCUAAGGUCAAAAGGAGAGUGAAAGGUUGAGAACAAUUGCCACUAACGGUAAUAUUACAUGUUAGGAGGGUCUGUUUUCUUUUUAUAUAAAGUAAGUAUGUCUUAGAUACACCUUAAAUAGGAAAUAAGCUUUCUGAUUUACUUGUUUGGUAUUUAAAGCACAGUUUGUUUUUCUGUCACCUAUAGAGUGCAAAAAUGCACUCUAUAGAAUAAAUCCUGUUUAAACAUU